Homarus americanus (American lobster) is the source of this 3704-nucleotide messenger RNA. Its product is annotated as homeobox protein homothorax-like. NCBI's taxonomy places the organism in Eukaryota, Metazoa, Arthropoda, Malacostraca, Decapoda, Nephropidae. Gene Ontology annotation, biological process: positive regulation of transcription by RNA polymerase II; animal organ morphogenesis; eye development. Gene Ontology annotation, molecular function: RNA polymerase II cis-regulatory region sequence-specific DNA binding; DNA-binding transcription activator activity, RNA polymerase II-specific. The transcript is spliced from 7 exons. Bases 1 to 624 code for a protein of 207 amino acids. The record is from RefSeq and is a predicted model, not a curated record.
AUGUUAGUCCAGAGUAUUGAAGUCAACGGCUCAAAUGUUACCAUUAUCCCGUGUUGCCUCCGUGUAAAGCAGAUCACGAUGACACCACCUCAGCUAGACGGUACACUUGGUAAGAAGAGCCCCGCUGGUCUACACUCUCGCCUCUUUCACGAGUUCGAAGGCGACGCGAGCAAUGCCAGCAUCGGUUCAGGAGAAGGAACAGAAGAAGAUGACGAUGGUACGAAGAAGAACCAGAAGAAGAGGGGCAUCUUCCCUAAAGUGGCCACCAACAUCCUCCGAGCCUGGCUCUUCCAGCACCUCACACAUCCGUACCCCUCCGAGGACCAGAAGAAACAGCUGGCACAGGACACGGGCUUAACUAUCCUACAAGUCAACAACUGGUUUAUCAAUGCCCGCCGGCGGAUAGUUCAGCCUCUCAUAGAUCAAUCGAACCGUGCGGGCGCCAGUGUGCCGCAUUUUCCAGGUCCGGCGGGCGCGUACUCCCCGGAUGCGGCGUCUAUGGGGUACAUGAUGGACGGCCAGCAGCACAUGUUCCGCGCCUCCGACCCCUACACCGACCACGCCGCAGCAGCAGCCUACUACGGUCAUCCUGCAGCCGCGUACAACUACCCACACCAUCUAUAGGUUCGCGUGUAGCGGCGUAAGUAGGCAUGAGCGUGGUGGUCCCUGAUGCCCUGAGCCGCAUGCAGCCCCGCGUAGAGUGUCCGGAGGUGUAGUAGUGUGACGGCCGCCGGCGACAGAGAGGACUGUCAGACGCCGGCGGCCGUAGCCAGUGCUCCGUGUGUACCGUGUGGCGGCGGUGUCAGGGGAACAGUGUACAUAAUCUUGGUGUCUCGUGCGUAAGUUUGUGAGGACGGCCAGGGGUGAGGACGGUGGCGCGGGCUGGGCAGGGGCGUGGCAGGGCGCGGCAGGGCAGGGUAGGGCAUGACGCCCUCCUUCCCGCCGCUGUGCGUGUUGUCUGUCAUCAUCUCAACACUACAUCACCAGCAGCCUGCGCCUCACGGUAUGCACCGUGACGUCAGAAGCAGUAGGCCGCAGCACCAACCCUCCCAUGACGUCAUACGGAUCACAGCAGCAGGAGCAGCACCUCUCCACGACGUCACUGUAACCGACACCAUCGUCAGAAGCAGCAUCGGCAGCAGCAGCAGUGUGCUAUAGUUGGCGCAGCAGCUGCACCAACAGCAGGGCAUAGUGCUCGUCCUGGACAACCUCUCAAGUGCCGUGCAGCAUCACAUGCCCCGGAGAUCAAUACCUUAAAUGAUAUGAAAGUGAUAUAUGUAAUUCUUUUGCACCAGAUUUUCGUUUUAUGAGAAAUUCGUACACAAUCAGAAAAAAAAUAUGACAAAUACUUCAGUGCAGUGGUGACAAAUGGGAACUCUCAGAGAACAUUACCGGUAACAACUACAAUAAUCCGCCUACUGCUAAACCAACAUCCACACCGCCGCGAUGCGCCACUGGUCGGGUCAGACAGAUGACCUAAGAUGACCUAGCUCGCCUCUGUGACCCCCCAAACUCAGGAAAAGUGUGAUGGCAGGAUGACCCUGGCAUGGUGGUAAUUUAGCCUACCCACAGUGUAAAUGUGCAACAUACACUAUACUCCUACCUAUAUCUGACUUCUCCCAUCUGCAAAGUUUAAGACUAUCCCUUCUUGUUUUACCCAAGUCAACCUUCCCACUUCAACCUCCCAAGCUCCGUCCCCCCCCCCUUCUCUCCAAGUAUCCUGAAUUACCAUCUUGUGGAUCAUCAAUUACCUCACUUCAGACUAGCAUACAGCCUGAUCUCUGACAGCCUGACCUCUACAAUACGUCCCUAACCCUCAGCAGAACCCCCAAGCAGAACCAUUCAAUGCAGUACCCCCUCUCUCCCUCAUCAAACAAACCUUUGCACUUUGAUAUUGCAGAAAGUAAUCGAGAGACUGUGGCGGCUGUAUACGAUUGUGAAUUCAGUAUACGAUUGGAGUUUUCAUCCUGUAUGUUGUACGUUACUUUUGGUGGUUUUUAAAUGACUUUUUGAAGUGACUUUCUGCAAUAGCUUGUGGAGUAUCAGAAUGCCUAAAAAAAUACCUCGAUUUUAAACAAGCUUCAAUUUCUAAUUUUUUGCGAUUGAUAUCAUGUUAUGGUACACGAUGGUAAAAAAUAAUGUGGUCAGAGAAAAUGAAAACUAGACAAUGCAGAUGAUCCCAAUAAAUGUAAUAUAAACGCUUUAGUGGUCAAGAGUCCCCACAUCUGACCCCAGGAGGCCGGCACAUAGCAGUGAUACCAGCUCCGACAUGGCAGUGUAUACGUAUUACUAGCACUUGUUUCACGACGUUGUCAUGCUUGGCAACACUGGUUGGUAACACAGAGACAUUUGUGUCAUGCGGGGACUCAUUACUACUCCUACUUAACUUUGUAUAAUAGGUAACAUUUAAAUAAAAAUAAAAUAAAACCAAGCAAGAAGUUAAUAAAAUAACCAAACACACUUUUCACACAUGCAGCAAUAUUGAUAUUAUUUCUGUGAUGUUCUGUGUUAAUGCUGUCCGAUGCCAUUGUAGAGCAUCAGGAGGCAGUUGUGACUGGACAACUUACCGCUGUGUUACACACUGGUAAACAUGUUAACACGCGCUCACUUCCGGCAAUGAUAAUUGAGUACUGCUUUGUUACGGUUCCUUUUUCUAUAUAUAUAUUUUAUCUUUUAUUAUUGUCAUUAUUAUUGCUAUUAUCAUAAUUAUCAUUAUUAUCUCUUCCUAUGUAAAAAAUAUGUAUCCAGAUAGGAGCUGUGUGUGUACGCCAAGUGCACCUUUACAAAGAAGUUUUGUUCUGCAAUGAUUUGGCAAUAUUUCAGACCAUAAAAUUAUGUACUAAUUGUGUACAGUAUAACAAAUGAAAGUCUUUAAUUAAAGAGCAAAAAAUGUUUUGCUACCCCAAUAUUUUAUUUUAUUUUUUUGUUAUAGUUAUCAGCAAAAUUCAACGAACAAAAUCAGGAAUCAAAUUCUGGAUGAUGCUAAAGUUACUGGCAUAUUUUAAUGUGAAAAAACUUACAUAUGACAAAAAAUUUGCACAAGCGCGCACUCAGUCUGAAGGAUUAUAUAUAUAUAUAUAUAUAUAUAUAUAUAUAUAUAUAUAUAUAUAUAUAUAUAUAUAUAUAUAUAUAUAUAUAUAUAUAUAUAUAUAUAUAUAUAUAUAUAUAUAUAUAUAUAUAAAGUUACAUGAUUUAAUUUUUUUUUCUUAACUGCUCAUUACAUAAAUCCUGAAGAAAAAAGCAACUGAAAUGGUUUCUCUUGUUACUGUGCUCUUGUGUUGCCACAUUGUAAUAUUAUAAAGCUGUUUUUGGCGUCAGUGGACCCCGUAUGGUUAGGUAACUGUGUAGUAGUAAAAAUCUAUCCGAUUUCUGAGCUGCUUUCCCUUGUUUUUGUACAUACUGGACGUUCCCUGUGCCAGUGACUGGGCCGCUCCUCUUCCCGUGACUGCAGUGUAGAGUGACAUUUCUACAGUGGUUGUAUAUUUGUAUCCUAAAUUCAACUUCUCAUGAAGAAAACAUUGUUACAACAAAGUUCAAAAUGUCUGCAAUUCUGUAAAAUACAUUUUUUAGCUCUUAUAAUAGAAUCAUAAGAAUUUAGUUGAGCCGUUAUCGAAAUUCUUCUUUCCAGUCUGCAUUCAAUGAAAGCAUUAAAUGCUGGGUAUUGUGUAUAUGAUUUUUCCAAAAAUAAACGUGUUUUAAACUAU